Molecule: messenger RNA, 510 nt
Organism: Telopea speciosissima
Lineage: Eukaryota; Viridiplantae; Streptophyta; Magnoliopsida; Proteales; Proteaceae
Exons: 1
Coding region: 1-510 (169 amino acids)
Source: RefSeq, a predicted model, not a curated record
AUGGUGUUCUUCUUCUUCUUCUUCUUCACCUUUGCAAGUAUUAUUCCGGUACUUCUCGCGUCUAGGGACAUAGAAGCGCCGUCACCAUCUGAUGAAGAUAUUGAAGAUUACACAUUGGAGGGGUUUGGUGAACCUGCAGAAUCACCGGAAGAUGAUUAUGAAGUACCAGAGGAAUAUGUUGCACCGGCACCGGCACCGGUAUCGGAGGAGGCUGAGACAGAGAUUCCACCAGAACCUCAACCAGGUUUUUAUGAUUAUGUGAAGAAUUGCGUGAAAGUCAUACCUGAGAAAUGUGGUCAACCGAUCGUUGAUGCCAUUUAUAAGAAUAGUCCACUUGAUGGAUAUUGCUGCCACAAGGUUGUAGAAAUGGGGAAAGAUUGCCAUUUGGCUUUAGUGAAGGUGAUCGAAUUGGUCGAUAAGAAUGAAUCCCAUGUAGAAGAAAUUUCUCAAAGGGGAUUACAGGUCUGGAACCAUUGUGUUUCAUUAGUGUCACCUUCCCCUUCUCCUUAG